Molecule: messenger RNA, 1737 nt
Organism: Cercospora beticola
Lineage: Eukaryota; Fungi; Ascomycota; Dothideomycetes; Mycosphaerellales; Mycosphaerellaceae
Product: flavin-containing monooxygenase
Molecular function (GO): NADP binding; N,N-dimethylaniline monooxygenase activity; flavin adenine dinucleotide binding
Source: RefSeq, a predicted model, not a curated record
AUGUCUCAAAACAAGAAGCCCGUACGAAUAUACGAAUCGCCCAUGGGCACAAAGCGUCCAUUGAAGGUGAUAUUCGUGGGCAUGGGCGCGAGUGGCAUCAACUUUGCUCGUCAACUUUCGAGAAGGACUACAAACAUUGAACUUGUCAUCUACGAAAAGAAUGACCACGUCGGCGGAACAUGGUUCGAGAACCGAUACGAAGGCUGCGCUUGCGAUAUUCCGAGCGUAUGUUACCAAUUUACAUGGCAUCGCAAGCCAGACUGGUCGAGAUACUACUCCGGAUCCGAUGAGAUCUGCCAAUACCUUACCGACGUAGCCGACGAACACGGACUCAUGAAAUACGUCAAGAUGAACCACGAAGUAACUAAAGCCGAGUGGAUUCAGAGCUCUGGAAAAUGGAAGUUCACAAUCAAGGGCCCGGAGGGCGUCUUGGAAGACCACGCCGAUUUCUACAUUAACGGUGGUGGUGUCCUCAAUCGAUGGCGUUGGCCGGAGAUCAAAGGCCUGCAUGAUUUUAAAGGCAAGCUCAUGCACACUGCUCGUUGGGAUCGAUCGUGUGACUUGACGGGAAAGCGUGUUCUCAAUAUCGGGAUCGGGAGUUCCGGGGUACAAGUCAUACCGAAUAUCCUAGAAAGGGUCGAGAAGCUCCACGUAGUGGCGCGUUCACCUGUCUGGAUCACCAAUGGCUUUGCUCAGACAUGGGCUGCGAAGGACGGUGGCAACUUCUCUUACUCAGAAGAGGCAAAGGAGCGGUUCAGACAAGAUCCCACGUACUACCAAAAAUACUGCAAAGCUAUAGAGUCGGAACUCAAUGUCAGGUUCAAACUCAUCAUGAAUGGCAGUCCCGAAGCCAAAGCGGCCAAAGAAUUCUCUGUCAAUGAGAUGAGCAGAAAAUUGAAAGGCCGAGCGGACUUAAUCGAGCAACUGAUGCCCAAGGAUUUCAAUAUUGGAUGUCGAAGACCGACUCCUGGAAACGGGUUUCUGGAAGCUCUGACUGAGGAGAAGACACAAGUCCACUUUGGUGAAAUUGCAGAGAUCACGCCCAAUGGCUUUGUCAACGGAGAUGGAAAGGCCUACGAAGACAUCGAUGUCGUGAUCUGUGCUACCGGUUUCGAUACCUCCUUCAAGCCUCCAUUCGAAGUCACAUUCGACGGCAAAGACUUCGCAGAGCAACUUACAGGCGACAUGGUCGGCUAUCUCGGACUAGGUUAUCCCGACAUUCCAAAUUAUUUCGUCUUCAUCGGCGCCUACGGUCCACUAGGUCAUGGCUCGGUGCUGCCAAUGGUUGAGCACUAUACCGAUUAUGUAAUCCAGGUCCUGGAGAAGGUGCAGACUGAGAACAUCAAGCGUCUUCACGUGAAGCGAUCGGCUGCCGAAGACUUCACGCGAUACGCCGAUGAGUUUCUGACUCGCACUGCCUGGACUGGGCCUUGUAGCUCAUGGUUCCGCAACGGGAAGACUUCGAACAAGCCAGUCCUGUGGCCCGGGUCUCGCAUCCAUUACCUUUCCGUGUUGCAGCAGCCUCGCUAUGAGCAUUUCGAAUUUGAGUAUCUGGAUGGGUACAAUUCAUUCUCGUUUCUAGGCAACGGAUUUGCCACACGCGAACUGGACGGGCGCGAUCUGACCUGGUAUAUGGGAUUGCUUAAUGGGCGCACUGAUCAGCAGCCGCCGCCAUUUCACAUGGACGUCGAGGAUGGUGGAGGGCGGACCAGCAACGGGGAAGCAUCAGCGUCGUAA